CGCUAAGAGAUAGCUCGAAGCAGGUUUAAAUUGUACAGACAGAGCUCUCUUGGAUAUUCACAACUAGAGGAAGAAGGCGCACCAGCUGUGACUAAAUAAAGCCGAGUCGUCGCGAUUUUAGAUCCUGUUUUGAAUAUUUACCAGCAGAAACCAACGUUCAGGCGUUCCAUUGCGCGAGGGGCUUCAUUAUUCCGCGGGUAGCUAUUGUUUUUACCGACCCAGCUUUGUCCUUCGCAGUCACAAUUGUGGUGGGUUGCUGAUAUAUUAAUACUAAUCGUAGUGGAAUAUGGCUCAGCAUGGACAUCACGUAGCCAGUUCACAAAAAGCACUAAUGCUCGAAAUGAAAAGUCUCCAAGAUGAGCCAGUCGAAGGAUUCAAGAUAACUUUAGUGGACGAGUCGGACAUGUACAACUGGGAAGUAGCGAUUUUCGGACCCCCGAACACGCACUACGAGGGUGGUUAUUUUAAGGCUCGGAUCAAGUUUCCUGUCGACUACCCUUACUCUCCACCUGCUUUCCGUUUCCUCACCAAAAUGUGGCAUCCCAACAUCUAUGAGAACGGGGAUGUGUGUAUCUCUAUCCUGCAUCCACCAGUGGAUGACCCACAGAGCGGUGAGUUGCCUUCAGAGAGGUGGAACCCCACACAGAACGUCAGGACCAUCCUGCUCAGUGUCAUCUCACUGCUGAACGAACCAAACACAUUUUCUCCUGCCAAUGUGGACGCGUCAGUCAUGUACCGCAGGUGGAGGGAGAGCAAAGGCAAGGACAGAGAAUACAUUGAGAUCAUAAGAAAACAGGUAAUGGCUACCAAAGCUGACGCAGAGCGGGACGGCGUGAAGGUUCCCAUCACAUUGGACGAAUACUGCGUCCGCACCCAAGUCCCACCCACAGAUGACGGCUCCAACCUUUUAUAUGAUGACUACUAUGAUGACGAAGAGCUGGAUGAAGAUGACGAUGAUGACGAUGAGGACUGUUGCUAUGACGAGGAUGAUUCUGGCACAGAGGAUUCCUGACCGUGUCAUGGCGUCCUCCUCCUCCCCCAUCACUGACCACUUCCUGUUCUCACCCACACACACAUGCACCCCCCUCUUUCAUUAUGGAAGCCUCUUCCACCCUCUUCUUCCUCUGGAGUCGUUACUGAGAGCCCCACCAUCCACUUCUGUUAAGUGCAGUCACAUUCUGCACACUAAAGCCUGAUCCUGUGAAGAAAACAAAGCUGCAGAGUUGUUCUUUGAUUUAUUAUUUUUUACAUUUUAUUAAGAUUUUUCAAAAAAAUUUUGUUUUAGUAGCGGUUACACACAAAACGAACACAAACAGCAGUAAAAUGUAAAGAAGUAACUUUUCCAUCUUCGUUUUCAUCGGCAUCUGUUUGGAAUUUCCAAAAAAAAGCUUUCUGGCUUUAUGACUCGAUUGUUCCACAGAUGUUGAUGUUAUGGUUUUAGCCAAAUUUCUCUUUGGUAUAAAUUUGCCCACUGAUGAAGCGCCAUCAGCAGAUGGAGGAUGAUCACUUUAAGUAAGAUGCACCAAUACCAACAGCAGCUACUGUGCAGAGUUUCCAGCAAACUGGUGAAAAAAAAGAGUUAAAGUAAACAAGCUGAUCACCGCUCUCAUAGUGGUAGCCCAUUUUAUUUAGCCACAUUUUGCUAACAGCAUCAAAAGAAGUGAAGCUCUCCAUCUAACGACAUAAACGGCUGCUUUAAAAUAAUAUCUGAUUGUUUCUAAUCUGCCGUGUGGAAAAAGCUUCUGAGUUGAUCGGCAGCAAGCAGUUAUAUUAGAUAAUGCACUGUGUCAGUCAGGUGCAUUAAUUUGGUUUAUCACAAGGUCAUUUUCUCACACUAGUAGGACUUGUGGUUGAGAGUUUGUAGCGAGUGUUUCACAUUUUAUUUAUUCAGUAUUUUUACACUAGGAGUUGAUAUUCAGACCAUUAUAGUCAAGAACACAGGAACUCACUCUGUUUGCAACCAAACUGUGACUUAGAUCAGUGGCAUCUAUAGUACUCAGUAUUACUCAAGUGUGAGCACGCAUGCUCGGUUGGGUGGUAUUGGUGCAUCCCUGAAUCUAAAUCCAGCAGCAUUAGCAAAAGAAGGUUAUUUGCUCUUGGAUAGCUUGUGUUUGAUAUCUUGAUCUGCUAGCAGGCUGAGUCAGGUCCUGCCACACUUCACCUCUGACCCUUCUAUCAUCACAAAGCUUAUGCUGCUCCAAAUGGGGGGAAGUUAUCGUUCCCCCAAAAAGCCCACUCACACUUUCUUGUGCCUUGUUUAAACCAUAAUGUUCCAGAUUCAAGCGACUGACCACCAGCUCAACCCUGAAGAGUGGCAGAGUGUGAUGUACAAAAUUAUUUAUAGAAGCAUCUGUCAGAUUUGUCUGGUGGUGUGAGUGAGAAAGUUAAGAUCUAACAGCUGAUCUGCAGAGUCAAAUGUAGAUCAUACAUCCUCCCACUGCCCCACAUCCUUUCAGAGUAAAAGCACGUGCUUUCAGCUGCCUGGAUAUGUUGAAGAAAAAUGGCUACCUGAGUCUGCUGCUGCUGCCCAAAAAAUCCUGAGUACUGUAUUUAAAAAAUCCUAUGCAGCGCUUCAAAUGCAGCAGUAGCCUUUUGAUAGUCUACUCUAACUCCAGAUUGGUCUGUGAAGGCUUUGGAGUGAUGGAGAUGGACGUGUGCAGCUGGAUCCAUUUUUGUUUUGGUCUGCAGUUUCAGUCCUGUACUGAGUAGCACAGCUCCCAAACCGUCAGAGCGCGUCCCCUGCUGGUCAUUGUGUGCACUAUUUUUUUAUUUCUGUCUUUGAAUGACUAGACUGGAUCGGAGCCAUCUUGACUCACCUGAAUCUUGUUACCUCAGAGGAGAUCAGGGGAAUGGAAAACGACCUGCUGAAUAUGUAGGCCGACUGGGGGGGAGGGGGUUGGUUUUCAGUCUCCUGUGCACCACCAGAGGACUUCUACUCUCGGCCAGGAGUGCUCUGCUGCACGCUUAAACACUUUACCAACAGCUAGCAGUGUUCACAAUGUUACUGUGGCCAUGUCUGUUUUCUCAUGUUUGAGCAGAAAAACGUGGAGAGAAAGUGAAGAAGUUCAAGGCUGGUCUCUGAGCAUGACCAGACUUAUGUAGUUCUUCACGAGCAUGCUGAUAUGUGUUUGUGGUUUUAGGUCUGCUGUAGGGGUUGGGAUUAUGUCCAAGAUUAGGGAUCGGAACCUGAAUGAGCCGGGGGUGUGUGACUUUUCCUGUUUUUUCCAGUUUUGACUUGUUUUCUAAAUUAUGAUGCAAGCUGGAAAAUUUUAAUUUUUGUGUGAAGAUUAAGAACUCGUGUUAUUCAUGAGAGAAUACGUAAUUGUACAUUUAAAUACACCAUCUUGUGAGAACAGAAAUGUUCCCCAAACUCACACAAUGCCCCUGGUCAUGAAUAUUUCACGAUGAACUGUUGGUAACCCAGUUUCAUGAUCUAUGAAUGAUGCUCGUGUUUUUUUUUAAAGGGAGGGGUGUUACUUUUGUCAAAUGUUUUCUCGUCUUUCCACUUUUUCCCCAAGUUCUCUGAACUGUGAUUGCGAUAAAACCCAGCAGUUAAGAAACAACUAAAACCUCAGGAAAAUAAAAAAACUACCAACAAACCAACCAACCAGUUCUUCUCUAGCAGGGGUGGGAUGGGGGACUCAUUUUUUGGCUUCAAAAGACUGUUUACAAUCUCUACCUUGAUAUGCACAUGUGGAUAUUUUGACGAUCACUUGAUGUUUCUUAUUUUUUUCUUGUUUAUAUUUUCUUUUUUCUCAUGGUUUGUAAAUCUAUUUAAAUUCUGAAAUAAAGUUCUUUAUUAGA
Messenger RNA from Nothobranchius furzeri (turquoise killifish), 3804 nucleotides. RefSeq names its product cell division cycle 34 homolog (S. cerevisiae) a (gene cdc34a). Gene Ontology annotation, biological process: ubiquitin-dependent protein catabolic process; protein polyubiquitination. The record is from RefSeq and is a predicted model, not a curated record. Gene Ontology annotation, molecular function: ubiquitin conjugating enzyme activity. Lineage: Eukaryota; Metazoa; Chordata; Actinopteri; Cyprinodontiformes; Nothobranchiidae.